Thelazia callipaeda (thelaziosis nematode) is the source of this 531-nucleotide messenger RNA. Lineage: Eukaryota; Metazoa; Nematoda; Chromadorea; Rhabditida; Thelaziidae. The record is from the annotation of a GenBank genome assembly.
AUGGAGAUGACACCAGAAGCGUGUUCAACUGAUAAAGCAUUCUAUGAUUCAGAAGUUUCACAAUGCCAAUCUAGCAUACAACAGCAAUAUCCUCAAUAUCUGCAGCUACCACAACGGUGUUCUUUAUCUACUGAUUACCUUCAAGAGCACAACUUAUCCAAGCAACCACCACCACCUUCUACGCCAUCAAGUACGUUAUCAUCACCAAAGCUAACGUUUCGAGAAUCACUACGGGAAUCUCUGCGUGACAUACAUGUCCCGAAAAUUUUAUCAAAUCUACGGAAAUCAGCUUCUGAAAUAAGCUUAGUAUUCGAAGCAAUGCGUUACGGGUCUUCUCCUAUUCAUAUGCGAAAAUACGGCAUGCCAUCAUCAUCAGGUUUCGAUGAUAUCGCCAAUGGUAGAUAUUCGAAAUCAACAGGUGGCAAUGAUGGUACAUCAACCUUUCAGAAACGUAAACGUAAUGCAAUUGUCACUUGGCAUAAUUAUUCGCCGCAUCAUCUCAGCAAACAACUUCGAUGUGGUAAAUUAUAA